AUGGCUUUACAAUUCGCUAUAAUCUAUAUCUUGGUCGUCGGACUCUGCAUCCUCAGCACUUACCAGGGUGGCAUAUUCAAUGAGUUCGUAGAGGAGGUCCACAAUAUAGAAACAGAUGACGAGGAUUGGGACUCCGACGAAGAAGAAGAUGAUGAUGAUUAUGAUGACGAUGACGAUGACGAUGACGAUGACGAUGAAUUGGAUGACGGCGGCUAUGCUUCUGGGGCAGUCAGUCAGCAGACUGGGAACUCUGAUAAAGCCAUAUCCAGCAAAUGA
Fusarium musae is the source of this 276-nucleotide messenger RNA. RefSeq lists its product as uncharacterized. The record is from RefSeq and is a predicted model, not a curated record. The coding region runs from base 1 to 276 and encodes 91 amino acids. Lineage: Eukaryota; Fungi; Ascomycota; Sordariomycetes; Hypocreales; Nectriaceae. The transcript is spliced from 3 exons.